CCCACAGAACCUCCUUCAGAGCUUUUGAGUCCAACUAAAUCCAGUUAAUUCAAAAACCACAUUUCCACUAAACCCCUGAAGCACCAAUCGAUCGAUCGAUAUGGCCACAAUUACCAAUUAUCUUUUCUCUAAUCUGAUCGUCGUGCUGAUGCUUGCCACCAAAGGGUUGUGCAUCUGUGAUCUGAACGGCGUGACGAUCGGGACGACGAGGAGCGGGAAGACUCGAGAAGGCGAGCUGCAGUGGGACGUGGAAGUGAUCAACAACUGCGCGUGUCCCAUCAGCAACCUGGUCGUUUCCUGCAAAGGUUUCGCCAGCAGCCUGAAAGUGAACCCGGCUCUGUUUCGGCAGGAAGGCGGCGACAAAUGCGUCGUCAAUGGCGGCAACGCUAUUGCUCCCAAGGCUUCCAUCAGGUUCUCUUACGCUUGGCACAGCCCCGCCAUUCUCAUUCCGACCAGCCUUUCCAGCACUUGCUGAUGAUGAUUUCAAUUUUCAACGGCAUGAUUAUCGAUCGGUAGAGGGAUGGAUGUGCAAGUUAGUCAAUGGAG
Linum tenue is the source of this 546-nucleotide messenger RNA. The record is from the annotation of a GenBank genome assembly. NCBI's taxonomy places the organism in Eukaryota, Viridiplantae, Streptophyta, Magnoliopsida, Malpighiales, Linaceae.